Molecule: messenger RNA, 744 nt
Organism: Prunus armeniaca (apricot)
Lineage: Eukaryota; Viridiplantae; Streptophyta; Magnoliopsida; Rosales; Rosaceae
Source: the annotation of a GenBank genome assembly
AUGGAACUAGAAUGCAUGUGUGGGGAAGGAAAAUUAGGGGAGCUUGAUCAACUUCAGCUGAACUGGGAUGCAAACUAUGGGAAAAUUUGGCAAGUAAGGAACAAGCUCAACGAUGUUUGGAGGCAUGAGGAAUUGUAUUGGAAGCAGAGGGCGAAAACCAGGUGGCUCAAAGAAGGAGAUGCAAAUACAGCCUUUUUCCACAAUAGUACAGUUCAGAAAAGGAGGAGAAAUCGGAUUGCCCGGAUAAAAAACCAAAAUGGAGACUGGGAGUGUAACGAUGCUCAGGGUUUUUUUUUUGGGUCAAGUAACGAUGCUCAGGUUCGUAACACCAUUGAGACAUACUUCCAAAAUUUGUUUACUUCUGAAGGUCAGAGAGACUGGGGUGAUAUCUUAUCCUUUGUCUCUCCAAUCAUCACCGAGGAUAUUAAUUCAAGCUUGAUGGCCCCAAUAAUUGAUGAGGAGAUUAGGCAUGCUGUUUUUCAAAUGGGGGCACUAAAAUCCCCAGGACCUGACGGUUUCCCCGGUGUCUUUUACCAAAAGUAUUGGAACAUUAUUGGGGAGGAUAUGUGUGGGCUGGUUAGAAGAUUUUUCUCAGAGAACGAAAAUAUUUAUGCUAUGAAUGUAACUAAGAUUGCUCUUAUUCCAAAGGUUCUGAGCCCAGAGUUGGUUACUCAAUUCCGCCCUAUUGCCUUGUGCAACUAUUCUUACAAGGUAAUCUCGAAGAUUCUCGCUAAUCGCCUUUAG